Messenger RNA from Electrophorus electricus (electric eel), 2998 nucleotides. RefSeq names its product UDP-Gal:betaGlcNAc beta 1,4- galactosyltransferase, polypeptide 6 (gene b4galt6). Gene Ontology annotation, molecular function: UDP-galactose:glucosylceramide beta-1,4-galactosyltransferase activity. Lineage: Eukaryota; Metazoa; Chordata; Actinopteri; Gymnotiformes; Gymnotidae. Gene Ontology annotation, cellular component: Golgi apparatus. The record is from RefSeq and is a predicted model, not a curated record. Gene Ontology annotation, biological process: carbohydrate metabolic process; glycosphingolipid biosynthetic process.
GCCUAGCAAUGACCGCGGCGACAGCAGGAAUGAAAUGGGAGCGGCUUCGUGUUUUUGGUUUUAAUUGUCUUCUUCCCGUCGUUUGUUACUUUUUGUCCGCUGUAGUGCCUUGAGUUUCACCCGUAACAAGGAAAUUGUUUUGGACUGAUAUCUGUAGUUAGAGUGAGGUUUGAGUGGGAGGAGGCAGGGCAGACCGACAUCAUCCGUCAUGGUGUGGAUUCCUCGCUAUUAACCAGCUAACAGGCUCCACAUCAAAACAUUCAUUCAUUCAUCUCUGAAUGAGCACGUUUACAUACUUUUUUUAAGAGCCAUGUAUCCCCAAAACGUACCGCCUACGAUGUUACGGCGUGACACUGCCUAAUAUAAUUACCUACCAGGCCUGAUUUUUUUUUUCUUCAAAUCUGGAAAUUUCUUGACUUCAGCAGCACUUUUCCCCUGGACGAGGUCGCUUACCUGACCGUCGCAUCCCUCCUGUGCUGGCCACAGCGAUGCGGACGCGUUUACAGUCUUGAUUAUUGAGGGACGCCGAACAACAUCGUCGUUAUUUCUUCAGAGCAUUAAAAAACAACUUUAAGUUAGCCACCGACACAUUUUUUAUGGACCUGGCAGUUAGCUAGUACCUGCUUGCUCGGAGCAAAGAAAAAUGCUAAAUUCGAGGCGGCUUUUGCGGUUGUCCAACCGCUCGUUUUUGGCCUUCAUUUUUUUCUUCUCCAUGUCUACGACGUGUCUAUACUUCAUCUAUGUCGCCCCCGGAAUAGCCAACACAUACUUCUUCAUGGUGCAGGCUCAGGGUAUAAUGUUGCGGGACAACGUGCGGACAAUUGGGCAGAUGAUCAGGUCGUACACCAACAAGAACGCCACGCUUAAUGGCACAGAUUAUCCAGAUGGAAACAACUCAAGUGAGUACUUCCCUCAGCCGACAACAUACCUCCCUGAGAAUUUCACCUACGCCCAGAACCUGCCCUGCCCGGAACGCUUACCUUCUAUGAAGGGUCCAAUGGAAGUGAACAUGACUGAGGUUCCUAUGGAGGAAGCAGAACUACACCUUACACAGCUGGGCAUUCAGUCAGGGGGCCGCUGGAAACCCAAAGACUGCAAACCGCGGUGGAAGGUGGCUAUUCUCAUUCCAUUUAGGAAUCGUCAUGAGCAUCUCCCCAUCCUGUUUCAGCACCUCGCCCCCAUGCUUCAGCGCCAGCGCCUGCAGUUUGCUUUUUAUGUAAUUGAGCAGACGGGCACACAGCCCUUUAACCGUGCCAUGCUGUUUAACGUGGGCUUUAAAGAGGCGAUGAAAGACCUGGACUGGGACUGCAUGGUGUUCCACGACGUUGAUCACAUCCCUGAAAAUGACCGGAAUUACUAUGGCUGUGGCCAAAUGCCCCGACACUUCGCCACAAAGCUCGACAAGUACAUGUACAUCUUACCCUACAGUGAGUUCUUCGGAGGAGUGAGUGGUCUUACGGUGGAGCAGUUCCACAAGAUCAACGGCUUCCCCAAUGCAUUCUGGGGUUGGGGAGGGGAGGACGAUGACCUGUGGAACAGGGUGCACUUUGCCAGCUUUAAUGUGACCAGGCCUGAGGGGGAGAUCGGCAAAUACAAAUCAAUUCCACAUCACCACAGAGGAGAAGUGCAGUUCCUGGGGAGGUAUAAGCUGUUAAGAUAUUCUAAAGAGAGACAGCAUCUGGAUGGCCUGAAUAACCUCCAGUAUUUUCCAGAGGUCUCUCUAAGUAGUCUGUAUAAGAACAUCACUGUUAACCUGAGCCCUGAACUUGCCCCCAUAGCAGAGUACUGACGUCCCUUCCGCUCACUAACAUCACCUGACCCUCGGCACCUGGAAAUGACCCAACACCCAUGGAGUGGGGGUGUGGCAAAAUGAUGUACUGCUGCCAAGUAACCUUAAAACCAAGAACCAAGAGGUUAAAGGCCUGAACAGUUGAGUGUGUGACUGACUGUGUGUGUGUGGUCUUAACCCGUGUGUGUGGGUAUGGGUGUGGCUGCGCGUGUCCCACUGCAUGUUUCUAUGUCCAUGCUGGCUUUAGCUACUCCCAUCAUGCUACAAAAUGAAAAGGGGAAGGCAGGAAGUGCCAGCAUCAACAAAUCAGAUGUUUACUGCGAAGCCUUAACUGAUUUUCGUAGGCUGUCAUCACUGUCACCGUGUUCAUUCAUGCUGACAACGUAGAAAGCUCAGUUUUACAAUCCAACAGCGACCUAGACGCCAAUAAACGUUUUGUGGCACGUUUUGUAUAUAUUGUAGUAUUUUAAAGCAUAGUAUUUUUUUUUUUUUUUUUCUCUACAGAAAAACUGUGGAAGUUUUGAUUUCGUGUACUGUAAAUUUUCUAUUUUUGUUUUUCAUAUUUAUUUCUGUCUUAUAUUGAGGUAUAUUGUGGAGCACUCCAGUGGGGUGUGUCAUGUGAGUGUCAUUCUUUCCACAUUCCUCUGGCUGUGCAGAAGACUGCCGUUAUCUCCUGCAUGAUGGGGACUGGUCUAAAAUGCCCAGGCCUCGUGAAGGAGAUGCUCGCAUGGUCUCGGAAUGACGCCCAUCAUCUUAGUGCACACACUCUUACUUUGGCAGCUAAGUCUCUGUCUGUCUUGUUGUUUUUCCACUUUUGUCCUUUUGUGUCUUUCAUUCUUUAUUUUCUUUAAGAGAAUUGGAUACCUUGCAACUUGAGGAUGUAUGUAAAACAAAAGGAGUAGGCAUGUGGUGGUCUACUAAAUAUGAAAAACAAAGAAACCGUUAGCAGCUGCAUGCCUUAUGUGAUUAUUAUUUUUUUUUGUUGUUGCACAUUUUUGUUCCUUUUUUUUUUUUUAAAGUUUUGUAUAACUUUAUUUUUUUUUCCUUAAAUUUAUAGGAGUUUCUUGUCUCAUUUGAAGUGCACUGUUUAGGGAGGGUAGGGGGAGUGAAGGAUGAGGGGUUCUGGCAGGUCAUUCACACUAAAACCUGCUCAUCAGGUGGGUUCACAGCUGCUAAAAGCCAAAAUGCCCUUCAGUGGGUUCUGGCAUG